Myxocyprinus asiaticus (Chinese sucker) is the source of this 6138-nucleotide messenger RNA. Its product is annotated as RNA-binding protein Musashi homolog 2. Lineage: Eukaryota; Metazoa; Chordata; Actinopteri; Cypriniformes; Catostomidae. Bases 115 to 1338 code for a protein of 407 amino acids. Gene Ontology annotation, molecular function: RNA binding. The record is from RefSeq and is a predicted model, not a curated record. Gene Ontology annotation, cellular component: cytoplasm. The transcript has 15 exons.
UCCCACGUGUGACGCUUGCAUUCCCGGCUCAGUAACAUUCUCUUAGCGGGGCUACGGGUAGCGUUCGCUCUGACAGUGUGUGUGUGUUAGUUACUGGCCAUAGUUGGGUUAGCAAUGGAGGGAGACGGGAGCCAAGCCACAUCUGGAAGCCCUAGCGAUUCGCAACACGACCCGGGUAAAAUGUUUAUCGGUGGCCUCAGCUGGCAAACUUCACCAGACAGCCUUAGAGACUAUUUUAGUAAAUUUGGAGAAAUCAGAGAAUGUAUGGUGAUGAGGGAUCCCACGACUAAACGCUCCAGGGGAUUUGGCUUCGUUACGUUUGCGGAUGCGGCCAGUGUAGAUAAGGUCUUAGCUCAACCUCACCACGAAUUAGACUCAAAGACGAUUGAUCCUAAAGUUGCCUUUCCAAGACGCGCUCAACCCAAGAUGGUCACAAGAACAAAGAAAAUAUUUGUAGGCGGAUUAUCAGCUAACACAGUUGUUGAAGAUGUGAAGCAGUAUUUUGAACAGUUUGGCAAGGUAGAAGAUGCCAUGCUUAUGUUUGAUAAAACUACAAAUAGACAUAGAGGAUUCGGCUUUGUAACUUUCGAGAAUGAAGACGUGGUGGAAAAGGUCUGCGAGAUUCAUUUUCACGAAAUCAAUAAUAAAAUGGUAGAAUGUAAGAAGGCCCAGCCGAAGGAAGUGAUGUUUCCUCCAGGGACACGGGGGAGAGCCAGAGGGCUGCCCUACACCAUGGACGCCUUCAUGCUGGGAAUGGGCAUGCUGAGUUAUCCAAACAUUGUAGCAACGUAUGGCCGUGGAUACACUGGUUUCGCCCCAAGUUACAGCUACCAAUUCCCUGGCUUUCAGGCAACAGCGUACGGUCCUGCAGCAGCAGCAGCAGUGGCGGCAGCGCGUGGCUCAGGUAGGGGGGCCCGUGGAAGAGGCGGCUACGCAGCAUACCCUCAGAGCACAGGGCCAGGCUUCCCCGAUUACGGUUUCUAUUCCUCACCAAGUGACCAACGGGGGCCCCCCUUCUCCUUUGCGGACUAUGGCUCCCUGGGCCCCCAGGCGGCUCAGCUGCUGCAAAGCGAGCAUGCCACAUCAGCCUGCAACUCCCCUCUCCAGCACCUGGCCAGCCCGGAUCAGUAUAAGAGCCCAGGCACCAACCCGCCCCGGCCUGGAGCCUUUCCUGGAGCCAGCAGCCCCGGACCAGUGGCUGACCUGUAUGGCCCCACCAGCCAGGACUCCGGCGUAGGCAACUACAUUAGCGCUGCUAGUCCCCAGCCCGGCUCCGGCUUCGGACACAGCAUUGCUGGUCCUUUGAUUGCGACAGCUUUUACAAAUGGAUACCAUUGAAACCUAACAGGUGGUUGGUUGCCAUCUCAUUUGAGCAGAGCUUAUCAGGAGGCCCAGGGAAGACUGGCCGGAGUUUCUAAUUGGUUCUGUGUACAGGUAAAGGCCAUUCAACUUCAAGCACUACAGCACAGAACCGCACUCUAAAGCUGAGAUGGCACCACACGAAGAUCAAAUGAAACGUCACAAUCAUCUCAGAACGAAACCCCCCAGAAAACAACAAAAACAAUCUGCUGUACUAUACUGACAACCUGGCUUUUGAAUAAUUUAUCCUAGUGUAGCCCCUCAACUUGAAUAGGAUUUUAAUAGUAUUUUUUCCUUUAUUGUUUCUUUCUCUCAUUAGAAGAGUUUCUUAGUGAUCUUUUAUUGAGCACAUGUUGAAUCAACCAUCAACAUUUAUUUGAGUUCUAAAGAUUUUCUUCAUUGUUCUUGAAUGUUCUCUGACGAGAGCGACUAUGUAAACAUGCAUUUUGUCUUUUUGUUUCUUUUUCUUUUUGUUGUAUGUAUUGUUUUUUGAGGUAGUAAUAUUCCAAUAGCGUUUUCAUUUCACAGCCCUCGUCUAUCACAUUUCAAGGUUUUAUUUAACACAAGCAAGAAAAUUUAUUGAAAUGACUCUGCUUGAAAAGGUGACAUUUUUAAUCCAAGCCUAUAAAACCGCAAUGAGUGGGUAACUCAAAAAAAUCUUAGUAGCUCUGUUAUAUGUUUAUUGUGAUGUCUUGUUAACCAUGAUUACCUAUUUUGGGCAAUAAGAGGACUACAAUAUUUUCACAGUCCUUUUUUAUAAAUGUCAUUUUUGUUCUCGAUAAAAAAAAGAAAAAAGCUUUCCUUUUAAUACUUUGUGAAAUUAGAUUUAAAAAGAAAAUAAUUCUGAAACUGUAAAUAUUCUGUUCACUGCAUCAAACUGUUUCUGAAAGAGAACCAUAUUUUUGUGACGGUGUCAUAGAGGUUGUAUUGUGCGCAAGCCGAAAUAUGUCUAUUGAGGCUCAGUGCUGUAACUGAGGUCCAUCUGUAGCACAAAAGCCGUGAUUUACCCCAGUACGGACGAAAAAACCCAAUCAAACACUGUUAGCUCGCUUUGUAAAUACUGUUGGCUUUACAACCGUGCAGGUGUCAUACCAGCAUAUGGAUUUAGAUAGUAAGUUAAGAUGUGCACAGCUUACAAAGAGAAUAUACUAUACAAGGUGAAAAUAAAUGACAAAAUCAUGACAAAAUCCAAAGCACACAUUUAUUUUUGGUCUUUUUCGACAAGCCUGAUUUUAAAAACCGUGUCGAGACAUUUCACAUUAUUAAUGUUUGGGUUUGUGUUUUAGUAUUUCUUUCGAAUAAUGUAUGCUUUUUUUCCAGUAGAAGUGUCCAUGUGUCGAGAUUUUUACACAGAAUGCCUGGAUUCGGAACAACAAAGGCAAUAUUUCAAAUUUUUGAUAUUGCUACAAUUAGGAAAGCAAAUAUUUUAUACCAUUUACCUCAGUCCUGUGAGAAUUACUUCAAAAGAGAUUACAAAUUAAUUUAUUUUAGGCUAAUACAGAUACAGAUAUUAGAAAAAAAAAAAAAUGAAAGCAUUGUUUUGAAAUUCAUUGCACUGUGAGAGAGAAUUUAUCAUUUUCUAUUUGCACAUGUUAACUGACGGUCUCUACCAUGGGUCAUGUGAAGGAAUGGUGUGGAAACCAUUUGGUUUUGUUCCACACAGGAUAUAAAAACUUAUGAAUCUUAAGUCUUGAAUAAUCUCUUUCCAGGGAUUUUAUUAUAUAGAUAGUUUGCCAAUAUAAGAGAUAACAGAUGAUUUUAUUUGUAGCAAUAGUUCAUUUCCUCAGAAACACUGAAACUGAUUGAAACCAGUGGCUGCUACACACAUUUGUUGUACAUGUGGGGGACUGGAUUUGAUGAGACACAAAUGGCAUUUAGAAAUAUGAAUAUUUACAAAUAUGAAUUAACUGAUGUAUGCUGUUAUUCAAUCUUGCUGAAUUAUUUUUAUUUUUGUUUAUUUAAUGCUCUUUAUUUUUUCAUUUCACUUAACUAACAGGUGAGGCCGAAUGUUGGAUUCUUGAUAAAGUAAAAAAAAAAAAAAAAGCAAGGAGAACUUUGUGCUAACUGUUUGAGCUGUUUUAAAAAGACAAACUUACAACAACAACAAAAAGAAAGAAAGAAAACAAUCCCGAACACGUUUUGAAUUUAAAUAGGGUUGGAUUUUUAUCAAUAUUUUUGUGGAUGUUGAUUAUACUAAAUAUAACAAUGACAAUAAUACAGAUAUUAUGUACUGUAUUUAUCAAUUGUUUAUCUCUUCAUUCCCUGUCGCCUCAUUCAGUAAUCUUAUGUUGAUCAUUGUAUUUUAGUAGUGUAAAAAAAAAAAAAAAAAAAAAAAAAAAAAGGAGGCAUAUGAAUUUACCUUGUAAAAGAGUGCUGUCUUGAUGCCAGUGUAGUGGUCUAUACACUUCUUGGUUGGUAUUUUUCUCAUCUCCCCAUCUCACUCUCCUUUUGUCUUUUUGCCCUUUCUCUCUAUAUCUCUGUCUCACUCUCUCUUUAGUGAAUAGUUGUAGGUGUUAUGUACUUAAUGUUAAGAUGUAGAGGUAUUCAUUAGCAAUUGUAGGACCAGUAAGGAUAGAAAUUUCUCUUUAUAAUCAUUUACAGUCAAAAGACAAAAAAUGCUGAACGUUAUUUUCAUAGUAAUUUUUCUUUGUUUUUGUUUUUCUUUUCUUUUUCUCUCUCCUUUUUUGUUCCACUGUUUUGCUGGUCUCACAUGGUUUCAACUAACCAAAGCUCUCACUGAUGAAAUUUAUAGGAGAAAAGAAAUUGCUGUGCGACAGAAUUGUAAUCAAGGCAUUAAUUGGAUCCCCACCCUUGAAUGUUUUAAAAGGGGUGUGCCAUACUACCUUAAAUGCUAAAGCUAGAUAUGCAAAACCGUUUUGUUUUCAAUUCUUUUUUAGGAGGGACGCUAGGUAUAAAAUAUGAUGAUUUUAUUACAUGAAUGACAAAUUCAAAUUUUUUAGUAAGUUCUUACAAAGUAAUCAUGAUGUAGCCAAAUAAUUAUAGAUAUGGAUAAAACUGUAAUAGGUUUUGAUGUUUGUACUUUAUAAAAAAAUAUCCCAGUCGCCUAUGGCGCUACUACUUUUAAAUUUGUCUGCUUAGAUUAAUACAUCAUUUAGUUUUUAGUCAUCUGGAACACUAAUACUAUAUGAUUGUUUUUGUACUCUUUAAUCGCAUUUCCAGCUUUUCAUUUUAAUUCAGCAGCAGUAGAUUCAGCUCUAGUACAUUGUCUGCCCUGAUGUUACACUAAUUUACUUGACUUUAAUGUAAAUGCAGUGUCAUACCCACUCAGAACACACUGAAUCCGUAUUCCUGAAUCACAUCAGUUCUCAGGGAUAUCAAACGUGAGCUAUGUACCACCUUCAUAAGGGAGAUUUUAUUAUUAUCAGAUCUGCAGUACAGUGCAGCACAAAUUUUGAUGAAAGAUAUGACUAUGACUAAUGAAGUACAUGUGAGCUAAAUGUCCAGGUGGUUAGUUGUACUUUGAUGUGUCUUUCUUGAAAAGUUUAGUUGCAUUUAGAUACAUAAUGACAGUUGAAUUACUCUGCAUCCUUUAGCUGGUAAACACUAGAUCUAUUUCUCUCCCUAGAGUCAGAUGAUCCACAAAUAAACACCUUGAGGGCGAAUGUUUAACCUCAGAUGAAGCACAUGUUUCCUUCUGCUCUGGAUCAAAUAAGAGCUUGACUUUGGCUCUUGAUUAAAAUGAAGGCUGGCAACCAAGACUUUUCCAUCCGUAUCAGUUAGCUUAUUUAUUUUUGAUUUCUCGUAAUUUGAUCUUGUAGCUUGGACUUUAAGGUAGCAUGGCUCUGUUGCCACCAUUUAUUUUUUUCAUGGACAGCAGUUUACAGCAGAUGAAUGUUACACAUCUUGCUAGACUAGUUAAAUCAUUGGAUAAUUGUUAGUUUGAGAAAAAGAAAAAAAGAAAAUGACCUGGAAGGUGUCGGGUGAUUUCUGGAGUGUACUACCGUAUCCAUUUAAACUUGAAUUUUGCGGCAAGUGCUAGGCAAUGGCCAAAACGAUCAUCCCACUAUUAAAGCAACAAAACGUUACACACACACAUACUGUAAUGUCUAAUGUACAGUAUACUUGUAUGCAUAUACAAGAUAUAUAUGUAUAGUGUAUAUAUCUCUUUGUUAAAUUGUUUAAACUUCCUUAUGAAUCAUUUUAGGAGAACUGAACAAGAGCGUAAAGCUCCGUACGCUAGUCCACACUGUUUGUUAUAUCAUUUGGUGUCACUUCGUUGUUUGUUGUGUAAGAAACCAAUUUAACAGGAGGCGUGUUAGUAAUUUAGCUGCAAAAUGUUGUUUUGAACAAAAUUUGUUGUGUAAAUCUUACGAGGAGGUAUAGCUCAAUGGGGAUGGUCUUUUGUCUGACACUUUCUUUGGCAACUUGGUCUCCCGUGUUCUCCUGAGGCUUUUCGGCCUUGCUGAUUGCCUUGCCCAUUCCUAACACUUGCCCAUUUUUUAACGUUAACAAACUUCUUACUGCGAGAACUGACUGAACGGACUUGACGUCUGAAAGCAUCUUUCAGGUCUUCUUGUAUGGCUUGCUCAAGCCCUGUUGUAAAAUAAACUAAAGUGGAUGGGGGUCUCUCACAUCUCAGAUGUGGAAAGUAUAAUUUUAUAUUUGUAUUUUCAAAUAAUUAUGAUAAUAUUAAUAAAAAAUGUUUGUGAAAGGUUUCCAUCCUCUACUGUGGUCCAGAAAUCAAUGUUGUUUGUCUGGAAAGAUUAAAAAAAAAAAUGAAAUAAAAUAAAAUAAAUAAAACAGUUUUGAACCAUUUCA